AACUAACCUCAUGACUAACCUCACUCUCGAUGGAAUUUGAAAAUUAGAAGAGGAUAAAGUAAACAUAAAAUGAAAAUAUAGAAAUAUAAAAUAAAAUAAUAGAAUAUUGUAUUAUACCAUUAUGAACUAACUACUGUGAUGUGUAUAUAUUAUAAAAAUGUUCUUAAACCACAUAAAUAGAUUAGGUAAACAAACUUUUAGGUUAUAUGGCAGCAAUGGUAUUCUACUUAAAAGUUGUUGUAUAAAAGAAUACUGUAUUGAAAAUAAAAACCCAUAUAAUUCUAGAAGACAAUUCUCUUUCCAGUCUUCAGUAGAAUCUCUAGCCAAAACUCAAACAGGAAUCUUUAAAUGGCUAUCAGAAAGUACUCCUGUAGAAUAUAUUCAAAAGUUUUUGCUAACUCUUCAUGACACUUCUGGUUUACCUUGGUGGGCAACGAUAGUAUGUGCUACAGUAUUACUUCGAAGUUGUGUUACUUUACCGCUAGCUGUUUAUCAAAAUUAUGUACUAGCGAAACUGCAAAAUUUGAAAUCCGAAAUGCCUGCUAUUGCCAAAGAAUUGCAAAAAGAGACUGCUGUGGCCAUAAAACUGUACAACUGGGAUGAAAAGAAGACCAAAAUGAUGUAUAAUAGAUCGAUUAGGAAACAAUGGAACAAUUUGAUCCUAAGGGAUAACUGCCAUCCUGCUAAAGCUAGCUUACUAGUAUUGUUCCAAAUUCCUAUGUGGAUUUCAUUGUCAGUUUCAUUGAGGAAUUUAGUUUACAUGCUUCCAUAUCAAGAUAUAAAUGCACAAGUAACAUUUGCUGAACUUAGUAUUGGUGGAUUGGGUUUUAUUCCUAAUUUAACAGAAGUGGAUGCUUCUUGGAUACUGCCUGUUAGUUUGGGAAUUAUAAAUUUGGCCAUUAUUGAGCUUCAAGGGUUAUCAAAAAUAAAUGAACCUAACAAACUUCAAAAAUUUCUUGUGAAUAUAUUCAGAGGUAUAAGUUUAGUAAUGAUUCCGGUAGCUGCAUCCGUACCCUCAAAAGAAAGUUUUUGCAAGAAAGGUCCCAGAUACAAAAUUCGUUAUUAAAAUAACAAAUAAUGAUUUAAAUCUGAAACCGUUCAUGGAACCACUUUCUGGUAACAUCCUUUAUCUCUGACUUUUACAAUUUAUAAGCCAAGAGACGACAAAUAAAGAGAAGCGAACAGGAUUCUACAAUAUGCAAUCACAUUUCGUUCUACUCGUCUAGGAAAAGAUCCGAAAGAUAGUUCCAAUACUCAAAACCUGAGUAAAGAUAAAGAUAAAAGUGAACGCAGUUUAUGUUUCCUCUCGAUCUCUAGACAGCUGUUCUUAGACUUCUAUUUCUGUUCUAUUAGUUAUUCUGUUAGCUGUUCUAAUUCUUAAACUUCUAAGAGACAGAAACAGCUUUGUAGAGAUGGUUUCUGUCUUUUCAACUUAAGAGGCAGAAACAGCUUUCUAAGGAUGGUGAAUAUCCUUUGAAUCUGAAGACGUCUAAGAGACAGAAACAUCUGUCUAGGGAUGGUGAAUAUCCUAUGGUCUGUCUGAAUCGAGAGGAAACGUAAACUGCGUUAACUUUAAAGCCUGAUUCUCAUUAGACGUGCAAGGAACCGGACCGGCAACGGCAAGUUUUUCGGAGCCAAUUCACACUGCGAAAGGCUUGCCGUGGGAUAGUUGCUUUGUGUAGUGAACAAUGUUCAAAACUUCCAGUUAAUAAAAAUUACUCUAAUAUUAGACGAAGAAACAGAAAAUGGAAAAAAAUAUUGCAGAAAUAGAAGAAUACGUUGUUGGUUUCUUAAAAUGGUAAAGAAACGCACAAAAGAAGGAGAAUUUUUGUAACCUUAUACUCUGAACUUUUAGACGAUCAGACAAAUUUUUUUAAAUAUAACCGAAUGACAGUAGAUAAAUUUAACAACUUAUGGCUGCAUAUUGAACCGCAAUAUUCAACCUAGUUCUUGAGUCACUCAUCAGAAAAAUCAAUGAAACACCAAGACAGUACAAAUUACUGCAUAUGGAGACGAUGUAGUUCUACACUUUAACACGACUAACUGAAGCGUUCAAAAACAUUGAUCCUGAAGCACGAAAAAGGGAGCUUUAAAUAAACGAAGCAAAAACGAAUUACAUGACCGUCAAAAUAACACCUGACAAUGAAAAUUAUCACAAUAGACAACUAUACCCUUGAACCUGUGGAUGCCUUCACAUAUCUAUCGAAAUUAGCACGUAUUUCCAGAGGGGAAUCGUACAUACUAUGCUAUUAAAAGAUUGAUGACAUCGAAAUUAUUAGACAAAAGAACCAAAAUGACUAUCUACAGAACAUUGAUUAGACCCGUAUGGUUGUGAAACCUGAGCAAUGAGCAGCAAAAAUACUGAGAAAAGUAUAUGGCCCGGUGAAAGAGGAAGACGGCACAUGGAGAAUCAGUAGAAACAACGAGGUUAAUGAAUUGAAUGGAGGUUACGAUAUUGUACAAUUUGUGAAAAGUCAAAGACUGUCAUGGCUGGGACUUGUGCAGAGAAAAACAAUGAGUAAACAACAAAGAAAAUAUUACAAUGGAAGCGGAUAGGAAGGCGAAAAAAAGAAAGGGCCAGAACGAGAGGGAUGGAUGACGUGGAAGACGACAUGAAAACCAUGAACGUGAGACAAUGGAGAAAAAGUACACAAGAGAAAUCCGAAUGGAAGGACAUAGCCAGACAGGCAAAGACCCAUCCAGAGUUAUGAUGCUAAAAGAAGAAGAAAAAUUGGCGCAUAUUGAGGGACCUCUUCAAAAACAAAAUACCUCUUUUCUCUAUCGUCUUUAUAAAAGUGAUUUUAAACAACCAAGAUUGCAGAUUGCUUGCCGGUAAGGUAUUCACAUUGUCAUGACCUUCACGGCACAUGCUAGGUAAAGAUUGUUUCGAAAAGAACGUCGCAUGCAAAGCCCGUCGCUUGCCGGUGCCUGGCACGCACAGUGUGAAUUUAAUCCCGUGAAGUUCAUAAGAUUUUAUGUAAAAUGUAUCUUGCCGAGCCGAUGCCUUGCCCAUGCCGAGCACUUGCCUUGCAUGAUAGUGAGAAUCAGCCUUUAUCUUUCUUUCACUUUUUCUGCUAUCAGGUUCAUCAUAUAGAUUUUUGCCCUGAAUUUUCUUUUCGCACUUUCACAUUCAGAAUUUAAUUUUUUGUGGUCCUCUCCGAUGUUCUUACUUCUUUUCACUUCUUACUGUAAUAUCCAACACAAGCAACUUAAUUGUACUGUCCCUCUUGUAAACGCCUUCACCAGCUCAAUACUACCUGUUAUACUUUUAACAUUCCAAGUCCAUAUUCUGAUUUUUCUUACUUUCAUUGUGUUCCCAGUAGGAUAUAAUUCUUAUCAAAAAUAGGAACGGAGGCUCAUCUUGCUUCCGGAAUAUUUCAAUCUCAGGAGAAUGCAUUAUUUCAGUAUAGUUGUUUUAAUAAAGUUUAAAAAAUUCAGUAUUUAUUAUUUAUUAGGUAGGUAUAUCCAAUUUUUACUGUAGAAGUAUGUCUCUUUGUUAUUUAGUUGUAGGUAUUUUUAUAACAGAUAACAAUUGUAAUAAAAAAAUAU
This is a messenger RNA of Diabrotica virgifera virgifera (western corn rootworm), 3549 nucleotides long. RefSeq names its product cytochrome c oxidase assembly protein COX18, mitochondrial. Lineage: Eukaryota; Metazoa; Arthropoda; Insecta; Coleoptera; Chrysomelidae. Gene Ontology annotation, biological process: mitochondrial respiratory chain complex IV assembly; protein insertion into mitochondrial inner membrane from matrix. Gene Ontology annotation, cellular component: mitochondrial inner membrane. The transcript has 4 exons. Gene Ontology annotation, molecular function: membrane insertase activity. The record is from RefSeq and is a predicted model, not a curated record. The coding region runs from base 158 to 1066 and encodes 302 amino acids.